GUUUCCAGCUCCCUGAGUCGCCAUUUUGGAGGAAAGUUUGGGAAUUUGUAGACCUGGGGAGGUGCUGGAGAGGGAGAGGAGGAGGAGAAGGAGAAGAAGAAGAAAAGAGGAAAAAGGAGGGAGGAGGGAUUUCACAGAAGUUUGACACGAAUGCACGUCGCAGGCGGGGACACGGCGGAGCGGUGCGGACCAGUGCGGGAUAAGUGAGUGUAGGUGUGCCGCCAGCCUGGCUUUGAAGUUUUUUUUAUUUCUGGACGAACCCGGAGCCGCUCCUCCUCCACCCAGCAGCAGCGGGCAGCUCAUGCAUGCGCCGCCUGCACAGCAGCGGGUGUUUCCCGGACUUUGGCACACUGCAGGUCCCGCUCGGUCCGAGCCAGAUCUGCACUUUUCGGAGCCAGCUCCAGAGUCUGCCUGCGCGGUGCACGCCGGCGCACACAGCCUCUCCGGCGGGGAACUACAUCUGUGAGAGUCGGUAGCUCAGCGGAGCUUCACUUGUUAGCGGGACUGCUGGCUGAGCCGUCCCCGGAGGCUCGCUGUUGUUGUGCCAGUCUGCCCCCCGACGCUCCGUCCGGAGGGCUUUUGGCUCGGAGGGAUUUUCUUCAGCCCUGACUUGGAGCGGUGACAGCGGCGGGUUUAUCCGGCGGAACCGCGAACAAAAACCGUCCUGUGUGAGGACUGCAUGCGGCUGAGGCGGAUCUAGUCGAGCCAGACCACCACCAUGCCAGUGAGAAAGAAAGACGCACAGCGAGCGCUGCAGCUGCUGGAGCAGUACCGGGCCAAGCUGAACCACACCGAGGACCGGCAGCUCCGACACUCCAUCCAGAGGGUCAUCGACAUCUUCCAGAGCAAUCUCUUCCAGGCUCUCAUAGAUAUCCAGGAGUUUUACGAAGUGACCUUAUUGGACAGUCAGAGAUGGGUGGAGUCUUCCAAGGGGGCGGACCCCAUGGCGCCCGUCAACCUAUGGGACUUCUCCAGCCUUCAAAGUACAACGGUGACCUCGGACACGCUGCCCAGCCUUAGCACCAGCAUCGAGGACUCCCCCCUCCUAAACGAAAUCCUCCACACGUUGGCGCAGGCCAAGUGCCCGCCUGGCCGUGACGGACAAAAGUACAGGCACCACGAUGAGGACUCGUCCCCCCAGGACCAGAGCUCCCCCCAGCUGACGGAGGAGGCGGGGGGCCCAGAGCUGGUCCAGGUAGCAGAGAAGAACCUUUCCCUGAUCGAGAAUGUGCACGGCUACGUCACCCACGCUCACAUCUCACCGAUGAAGGUAGCGUCUCUGGAGUGCAUCUUUGACGGCUCAACUUUAGGACAGCAUCACCCGGAGCUCCCCUCCCCUACGUCCUCCACUCUCUACCCCCACGGAGAGGAAAGCCCCCUCCCCUCCUGCUCCUCCAACCCUUACCCCCCGAUCCAGCAGGCCGAGGCCGCCCCGCCUUCCUCACCCAUAAUCCCCGUGAUCCCAAUCUUGCCAAUCCCAGCCGAGACCACCGCCAUCCCUCCAACGUCACAGGCCAAUCCUCCGCCUGUGGUGGUCAACGCAGACAGCCUGGACACACCUCCAUACGUGAACGGGACGGAGGCUGAUUAUGAGUACGAGGAGAUCACGCUGGAGCGGGGAAACUCGGGGCUGGGCUUCAGCAUCGCAGGCGGCACCGACAACCCUCACAUCGGUGAAGACCCCAGCAUCUUCAUCACCAAGGUGAUCCCCGGAGGAGCGGCGGCGCAGGAUGGACGGCUCAGGGUCAAUGACGUCAUCCUGAGAGUCAACGAGGUGGAUGUUCGGGACGUGACCCACAGCCGAGCCGUGGAGGCGCUGAAGGAGGCGGGAUCUCUGGUCCGACUCUACGUCCGCAGGAGGAAACCCGUCUCAGAGAAAGUGAUGGAGAUCAAGCUGGUGAAAGGACCCAAAGGUCUCGGCUUCAGUAUAGCGGGCGGCGUGGGGAACCAGCACAUCCCCGGCGACAACAGCAUCUACGUCACCAAGAUCAUCGAAGGCGGAGCGGCUCAUAAAGACGGGCGGCUGCAGAUUGGAGACAAACUGCUGGCUGUGAACAGCUCCUGCCUGGAGGAGGUGAGCCACGAACACGCCGUCACUGCCUUGAAAAACACUCCCGACGUGGUCUACUUGAAAGUGGCUAAACCCAACAGUGUCUUCAUGAACGACAGCUUCGCUCCGCCCGACCUCACCAACUCGUACUCCCAGCGCAUGGAGAACCAUAUCAGCCCCCCCAACUUCCUGGGUCAGCCCGUCCCUCCGCCAGCAUCCUCGGGGCGUUACUCCCCGACCCCGAAGAGCACGCUGGGAGACGACGACGUCACCCGGGAGCCGAGGAAGGUGGUGCUUCACAGAGGAGCGACGGGACUAGGCUUCAACAUCGUGGGCGGGGAGGACGGCGAGGGGAUCUUCAUCUCCUUCAUCCUCGCCGGAGGACCUGCUGACCUCAGCGGAGAGCUGAGGAAAGGAGACCGACUCGUCUCCGUGAACGGCGUGGACCUCCGUAACGCCACCCACGAACAGGCGGCCGCCGCCCUGAAGAACGCCGGGCAGACAGUGACCAUCGUCGCCCACUACAGACCAGAAGAGUACAGCCGGUUUGAGGCAAAGAUCCACGACCUGAGGGAGCAGAUGAUGAACAGCAGCAUCAGCUCGGGCUCUGGGUCUCUGCGGACGAGUCAGAAGAGGUCGUUGUACGUCAGAGCUCUGUUCGACUACGAUAAGACGAGAGACUCCGGUCUGCCGAGUCAGGGCCUGAACUUUAAGUUCGGAGACAUCCUUCACGUGGUGAACGCCUCCGACGACGAGUGGUGGCAGGCGAGGCAGCUGACGGCACAGGGAGAGGUGGAGGAGGUGGGGGUCAUCCCCAGCAAGAGACGGGUGGAGAAGAAGGAGAGGGCGAGGUUAAAGACGGUGAAGUUUAACGCCAAGUCUCGGGACAGAGGGCAGUCUCUCAAUGACAAGCGUAAAAAGAACCUCUUUUCCCGAAAGUUUCCGUUCUACAAGAGCAAAGAGGCGAGCGAGCAGGAGACCAGCGAUGUCGACCAACACGUGACGUCUAACGCCAGCGAUAGUGAGAGUAGCUACCGUGGGCAGGAGGAGUACGUGCUGUCCUACGAGCCCGUCGUUCAGCAGGAAGUGAACUACACCCGCCCCGUCAUCAUCCUCGGCCCCAUGAAGGACCGCAUCAACGACGACCUGAUCUCAGAGUUCCCCGACAAGUUCGGAUCCUGCGUCCCUCACACGACCCGGCCGAAGCGGGACUACGAGGUGGACGGCAGAGACUAUCACUUCGUGAUCUCCAGAGAGCAGAUGGAGAAGGACAUCCAGGACCACAAGUUCAUCGAGGCGGGGCAAUACAACAACCACCUGUACGGGACCAGCGUGCAGUCGGUCCGGGAGGUGGCGGAGAAGGGCAAACACUGCAUCCUGGACGUGUCAGGUAACGCCAUCAAGAGACUCCAGCUGGCUCAGCUCCACCCCAUCGCCAUCUUCAUCAAACCCAAAUCUGUGGAGAACAUCAUGGAGAUGAACAAGCGUCUGACGGAGGAGCAGGGCAAGAAGACCUUCGACCGAGCGAACAAGCUGGAGCAGGAGUUCACCGAGCAUUUCACAGCCAUCGUGCAGGGCGACACGCUGGAGGAGAUCUACGACCAGGUGAAGCAGAUCAUCGAGGAGCAGUCGGGUCCCUUCAUCUGGGUUCAGUCCAAGGAGAAGUUAUGAAGACGGCCGCUCCUCCUCCUCGUUUUGACGGACGAGUCGACCUGCAGACGUCCCCUCCCCCACGCCUCACCCUCCACUCGCCCCAUCAGCGACGCAGCGGCCGACCCGAGUUCAGUUUAGCUUCUUUUCUUUCUUUCUUUGCCUGAUAAGACUUCAUGUUUGGGUUUCCUGACCAGCAGAGCAAAGCACACAGGAAGUUUGAUGACAUCACACUCACCGCGGUACAGCUCCUUAAUGUUUAAGGGAGGAGAACUUUAGAGGAGACGAGGAAGGUACCUGGAAGUGACGAGAAGAAACGUACGAAGUGGAUUUUAUGUUUAGUUUUUUCUUUGUGGGUUUUUUUUCCCUUUUUUUGUCUUGUAAGGUAAGCUGGUGGGCGGAGUUUCAGUCUCAGGCAGCGUCUGUCGGUCCGGAGGAGGCGGAGACACAAAAAGCAAAACUUUGCACGUUUGAGCUUUAACAGCAUGUCAGUUAAUCCCGUUUAUUUUCCCAUCAGCCCCGUCGCCUCACGUCUGAUGUCACCGCUUUUCUCUUCUGCUCGUUUUUUAGACUCUACUCACGUUUCGUUUGUUUUUUAUUUUCGCUCCUCGCUGCUGCUGGAUGUUCGUCAGGACGCUGCGAGGUUCCUGCUCUGCUGCUAGAGGGCGCCCAAGGGUUAACGAAGGAAAACGACAAGUUCCUUACUUUGUUUUUAAAGGAAACGGUUUUAACAUUUAUAAUUUUCUGUCGAUGAGAAAGAAUCUGACAGAUUUUCUGAUUUCAGGGAUGAAAAAAUAAAAGCUCUGUUUCUGCAGACGUCGAAUCGUUUCUCACCAAACCACCGAGACAGAGACAGAAAAGUAUAAAUAUUUUUAUAGAUGAAAAUAAGCUGAGUGCAAUCAUCAAAAAUUAUAAAUCAUAUCUAUAAAAAAUAUUUUAUUCAUUAACGUGUUUAAUUUCACUAAAACACCAAAUGCAAGACAGAAAUUCCCAAAUAUGUUUAUUUUAUUACCAGAAAAAUCUCAAUAUUAGAAAUAACAAAAAAAUCUAAUAAAAUCAAACUAUUUUAUUUUACUAAAGAAAAUUAUCUCAGAAUUUUAUGAAACUCUGAUUAUGCCAAAUAUGGUUUAUGAUAAAAUCUAAUUUAAGAUAAUUAAAUAUUAAAAUCAAGAAAAAUGCUACAAACAUUUUCCGCCUGUUAGAAAAACUGCUCAUAAUUAAUGAACAGAUUUUUAUGAAAGAUCCGGAACAUCAAGGAAAAAAUAAUCUAAUACAAAAAGAAUUUGAAUCACCAGAAAAUGCAAAACAAAUUAAAUUGUUUUAACUUAAAUUAAUUUAGAAAAGCGUGAAAAUUUUAAGUUUAGAAUAACUUAAAAUCCCAAAUCCGUAUUUUACUUACAAACGCACCAGAAUCACAGGACAAAAGAUUUCUUAAUAUUUUAUUAUUACCCCUAAAAUCUUAAAAGUAAAGAUUUUAUUUUACCAAAAUAUAAAACAGUGAAACAAGAAUUAUAAUAACUUUUAUUACAACAAUCUAUUUUAUUAUAAUGACAUUAUAACUGUAACACUUAUGAAAAACUAAAAAUAUUUAAAAGCACGUCAGAGCUGCAGGACAACACGAAGUAACGCCGACGUUUACGAGCGUCUCGUGAGAUCUGAACUCCUGAUUUUAGAUUCUCUUCAGCUGAUUUUUUUUAAAAUUCUGGUCUCUUUUCUCACUUGGACAAGUCCACAGUCACGUGACGCAGUGGCGCCCUCUGCAGUUAGAACCCCGCCGGUCGUCGCGGUGACGUCCAUCAGCGUCGCCAGUGUCUUACCACAAAAACGAUGUCGAUCAUGCGAUUCGCGCGGCGAGCCCGGAGACGAGCUGCCACCUCCAGGCGUCCACAGGUGUCGGAAACACGAUUAUUGUACAAUGAGAUUUUGACAGAUAUUUAACCCUCGGUAAACUGCCUAUUUUGUUAUAAUAAAGUCUAUAUUGAACUUUACUUAAGCACUACUACUACGGGAAUUAUUUUCUUUGCAUUGUUAAUCAUAUAUGAAUAGAAAAGUAUAAAGAUAUUUGAAUAUGAAUAUAUAUUUUUCUUUUUCUUUGAUCACCACCUCCUCUGUCUUUUAAUUUUCUUUUUUAAGCAUAAUAAAAACUUAACAAGAAAA
Molecule: messenger RNA, 5857 nt
Organism: Haplochromis burtoni (Burton's mouthbrooder)
Lineage: Eukaryota; Metazoa; Chordata; Actinopteri; Cichliformes; Cichlidae
Product: disks large homolog 1
Exons: 27
Coding region: 719-3721 (1000 amino acids)
Biological process (GO): chemical synaptic transmission; neurotransmitter receptor localization to postsynaptic specialization membrane
Cellular component (GO): neuromuscular junction; neuron projection; postsynaptic density membrane
Molecular function (GO): kinase binding
Source: RefSeq, a predicted model, not a curated record